This is a messenger RNA of Poecilia reticulata (guppy), 1651 nucleotides long. It is a transcript of the gene orai1b, whose product is annotated as ORAI calcium release-activated calcium modulator 1b. Gene Ontology annotation, cellular component: membrane. Gene Ontology annotation, biological process: store-operated calcium entry. Gene Ontology annotation, molecular function: store-operated calcium channel activity. NCBI's taxonomy places the organism in Eukaryota, Metazoa, Chordata, Actinopteri, Cyprinodontiformes, Poeciliidae. The record is from RefSeq and is a predicted model, not a curated record.
CGCGUAGACUUGUGGGUAAUUUAAGGUGCAAAGCAGAUCAACACGCUGAAGGAAGACUGUGGGUGGAAAAAAAUAGCUUCCGCAGUUACAGUCAGCCGACGAGCCUAAAUGCUUCCUGAGGGGACGUAGUUGUGCACUCCUUUUAGUUUUGUGGGUCAAGGUUUCCCAAACAGUUGCGCCGCUCGGCCGGUGCUGUGAUAAUUAGCGCAACAUGAGUCUGAACGAGCAUUCACUGCAAGCCCUGUCCUGGAGGAAGCUGUACCUGAGUCGAGCCAAACUGAAAGCUUCAAGUCGGACAUCAGCUUUGCUCUCCGGAUUUGCCAUGGUCGCGAUGGUGGAAGUGCAGCUCGACAACAAAUAUCCAUACCCACCUGCUCUCCUCAUCGCCUUCAGUGCCUGCACUACCGUGCUCGUUGCUGUUCACCUGUUUGCUCUGAUGGUCAGCACCUGCAUUCUGCCUAACAUAGAGGCGGUCAGCAACGUCCACAACCUCAACUCUGUGAAGGAGUCUCCGCAUGAGCGGAUGCACAGACACAUUGAGCUGGCGUGGGCUUUUUCAACUGUGAUUGGGACUUUGCUCUUCCUCGCCGAGGUUGUUCUGCUCUGCUGGGUGAAAUUUCUGCCCAUUAAGCCCGACCAAUCCAACAACAGCACCUUCUCCUCUGGUGUGGCUGCUGCUAUUACCUCAACCUCUAUUAUGGUCCCGUUUGGUUUAAUCUUCAUAGUCUUUGCUGUGCAUUUUUAUCGCUCACUGGUCAGCCACAAGACUGACAGACAGUUUCAGGAGCUGGAGGAGCUGUCUAACCUCACCAGGCUUCAAAACGAGCUCGACAACAGAGGGGAAUCUUCAAUCUUACAAUCGCCAAGCUCCCAGUUCCCAUAGACAAAUACCCCGAUCUGUAUUGGAACUUCCCGAGAGGGCAGAAAUUUAGGAUUUACAUUUUUACAAGAAAGAUCUUUCACCAUUUGAAGGUUUUACUUUUUUUUUUUUCUUCUUUUUUUUUUUUAGAAGACACACUAUCUUAAUGUGAAAUUUAGGAUUUACAUUUUUACAAGAAAGAUCUUUCACCAUUUGAAGGUUUUACUUUUUUUUUUUUUUUUUUAGAAGACACUUUAUCUUACUUUGAUCUCAUGGAUGCGUCAUAAUGCAUGUAGCUGGAAAUCACAAAGUUCUUAAUGUGAUAGUAGCCUAAUAUUACCACUCGUGAUCAGAUAUCCACCCUCCAUUUGUUUCCUGGUUAAAACGUUUAUCUGAUCUUUUUUUCUUUUUUUUUUUUUAAAGAUAUAUUUUGAAGUUUGACCUGCUGAGGAAUUACACGUUGUACAUGUUAUUGGUUUAUGUGUUUCUUGGCCAAAAGUAGUGUGCUUGAUAACAGCUCUACUCAUUAUGUCAGACAUAUCAUGCCUGGACUUACUUCUGUUGCCUGCUGCAUUUAUUUAUCAUUUAGUAAAAAAACACAUCAUGUUUAUCAGUUAUUGCACAUCUGUGUUUGUGAAACAGAGCCUUUUAACUUUUUGUGUAUUUAAAGAAAUCUACUGUCCUGGCAGUUUUGAACAGUUUGCUGUAUGUGUUGACUAAUAAGCUGCCAACCUUACAGUAUUAAUAGAGUGCUGACAUGUGUUGUGUUUUAAUAAACACUUUUUAACUAAA